GUCUUCAGGAUCCUAAUGGAAGAAAAGUCUUUUAAUAACCGUCGGUGGAACAGUAUGGAGCUGAGAACAGUUAUCACAAAGUGUACAUAUUGCAAAGCAUCUUUGUUAUUGUACUUUGCUUUGCUCGCAAUCAUCGAAAGCGGUUCCACAUAUAAAUCUUCUGAAUUAAUUUUCUUUGAAAGUGAUCUCUACAAUGCAGCGCAUAAUCAGCAUCAACGUAAUGUAGCUCAAACAUUGCGUACAAAUAUAAAUAACGAAGAUGAGAGUUCAAAUAUGUAUAUGGAUCGACAAGUGGGUGCACAUACGGGUACAAGAAAUGUGCACUGGGCACCAGUAGCUUUUAACCCCGAGAAAACAAAUAGAAAAGAGGAACCCAUAGAAAGAGAAAGAAUUUGGGGCAGUCAACCUUUGGAUAAAUCAAGAACCGCAACAUUAACCAACAGUGAGGGAGGAAAAACAAUUGAUGUAAAUUUACGUUUUAAUUUUCAAACGAAUCCUCGACCGAGGAAUAGAAAUGUUUUCCCAACACGUGGAUAAAGUCAAAAAAGCAAAAAUCGCAUUGAAUGGAAAUCAAUUUUUCCCUCUUCUCUGAAAUCGUAAAGAAUAUAUGAUCCCAUCAACAUUCGUACCUGCAGUUUGUUAUAUCAACUAUGCAUUUGAACAGAAGUCGGAACAUCAAAAGGACUUCAUCAAAACUUGACCUACUAUCAGCAUUAUUUAAGCAAUUUUAUAAUAUUACCUACAUUUAAUUUACUAUUGUUACGCGAACCCGUAUGUAUUUAUGACUGAGUUCUAUUAAAUUUUUUACGAGAAUUAGAUCCAGUAGGCUGCGCAUGACUUAAGGUGUUUCUUAUAAUAGUCACGUGAUUCGGCAUAAUAAACUUUCAUCUUCGACUUUCUGAA
This is a messenger RNA of Ceratitis capitata (Mediterranean fruit fly), 903 nucleotides long. RefSeq lists its product as uncharacterized. Bases 16 to 537 code for a protein of 173 amino acids. The record is from RefSeq and is a predicted model, not a curated record. The transcript is spliced from 3 exons. NCBI's taxonomy places the organism in Eukaryota, Metazoa, Arthropoda, Insecta, Diptera, Tephritidae.